AUGCGGUCACACUGUUUGCAAAUCCACACACACCAGCGCGGUUUUUUCGCAGCGCAAAAUUGUAUAUUUCACACAAAAUAACAGCAAUUAAUACAAACAAACGGUUGGACUGGACACCCAAGAGUGCCAGCCAUCUCGCGAAACAAAAAAUUUUUGUUAUUUGCCCGCGCCGCUGCCCGAAAUCACGUGAUGAAAAUCCGCCUGAAAAGUCGCCCUCGUCCGUGAAAUGUGAAGCAGUUUUUCCAAGCAAAUUGGGCGGAGUGUGGAGUUUGAGUUUGAUAGUGCGAGCCCAGUCGAAAUUCGAAAAUCGUAUGAAUCGGCUUACCAAAUAUAUAUAAUGCCCUCGCAAAAUGUGAGCUUCCGCGGGUGCGGGUCCUACGCGAUAAAUGCGCAAUUCGGGGCCAAUUAGUGGCUGUCUGCGGUGUCCUUCGGCCGCUCCUCCUGCUCCUGCCACUCCUUCACCUGCACGGAACAAGCUCGUUUGCAGGCCACAGACUUUGAACUUGCGACGCGCGUGUGCGUGCGAUCGCGGAAAACAAAAGAAAAGCCUACAGGCAGCAAACAAUAACAAUAACUCGAGUCGCACACUAUCGAUGCGAGAACAAAAUAUGUUAUCUGCACCCCGGCUAAUCUUCCUGGGCGCUCUGCUCGGCGCCUCCGUUUGCGCCUCCCCCAUUGAGUAUGUGAUGGACACCAGUCUGAAUGGCUCCCGGUCCGAUCCUGCAACAUCCCAUUCUGGAAAAUGGUCACCGACGACAAGGGUGCCGCCAGCGGUAAAGGCGCCGAAUGGAACAGCUGGCUUGGCUUAUCAAUCGCCAUCAUUGUCGCUUUCCGCUGAUAACAGGAGCCACGACAACAAUAACAACAACGGCAACAAUGGCACGGCUGUCACCAUGCUGCUGCCGCAAGACGGUGACGGAUCCGGAGCACUUGUCACCGCUGCCCCCCAACUGCCCAUCUACGUAGCUCAGCCUAGCGCCAAGAAACCAGAAAGAAUGAUCAAGUGCCACUGCGACAUUUGCAAGGAAAAGAACUACAUAUGCGAGACUGACGGCUACUGCUUCACGUCGGUGGAGAAAAACGCGGACGACACCAUCCUCUUCAGUUACAGAUGUCUGAAUAUGUCGCAGAGCUUUCCGCCGGGCCGCUUCAUUUGGUGCAACGAUGGUUUGCACGGCGGACCCACGGCUCGGCCGGUGGGACGGAGAGGUGCCCACGCCUGCUGCAACGACAGUGACUUCUGCAACCGUUUCCUGCGGCCCAAGACGAAGGACCAGCCAUCUAAUCCUUUGAGGCAUCAGCUCGGGUCGUCGGUCGGCGUCGAAGAUUAUGUGCCCCAUCGUCUGACCAGCUGGGAAUUUGUGGCCAUCAUCCUGGGAAUUACCCUCUUCAUUUGCCUCACGGGCACCAGUACUUGGUACUAUUGCCAACGUCGCAAGCGGUUGGCGAGCGGCAGGCCUUUUGCCAAGGAGGAUUCCGUGUACGAUCCCAUACUGAACGGCAACACCACCAUCCACGACAUCAUCGAGAUGACCACCUCCGGUUCGGGUUCGGCUGGACUGCCCCUGCUGGUGCAGAGAUCCAUUGCCCGCCAGGUGCAGCUGUGCCACGUAAUCGGAAAGGGACGUUUCGGUGAGGUCUGGCGUGGUCGCUGGCGCGGUGAGAAUGUGGCAGUUAAAAUCUUCUCUAGUCGCGAGGAGUGCUCAUGGUUCCGCGAAGCGGAAAUCUACCAGACGGUAAUGCUCCGGCACGAGAACAUUCUGGGCUUCAUAGCUGCUGACAACAAGGAUAAUGGAACUUGGACACAGUUGUGGCUGGUAACCGACUACCACGAGAACGGAUCGCUCUUUGAUUAUUUGACCACACACACCGUGGACACAAACACCAUGUUGAACAUGUCGCUGAGUAUUGCCACUGGGCUGGCCCAUCUGCACAUGGACAUUGUGGGCACUCGCGGCAAGCCCGCCAUCGCCCAUCGCGAUCUCAAGUCCAAGAACAUACUGGUCAAGUCAAACCUGAGCUGUGCUAUCGGUGAUUUGGGACUAGCCGUGCGCCACGUGGAAAAAAAUGACUCAGUUGACAUACCCUCAACGCAUCGGGUCGGCACCAAGCGCUACAUGGCGCCCGAGGUGCUGGACGAGAGCAUGAAUGACCAGCACUUUGACUCGUACAAGCGGGCUGAUGUUUACGCCUUCGGUCUGAUCCUCUGGGAGAUUGCACGUCGCUGCAACAUGGGCAUGAUAUACGAUGAGUACCAGUUGCCAUACUACGAUGCCGUGCAGCCAGAUCCCAGCAUCGAGGAGAUGAAGAAGGUCGUUUGUAUUGAGAAGAGCCGCCCAAACAUUCCAAAUCGCUGGCACGCCUCCGAUGUGCUGCACAACAUGGCCAAGGUAAUGAAGGAGUGCUGGUAUCCAAAUCCCGUGGCCCGCUUGACAGCGCUGCGCAUCAAAAAGACACUUGCUAGCAUCAGUGUGGAGGACAAGGUCAAGAACUGAUUGUGGCUCUAGUUCGACGAGUAGCCCCGAGUCCCGAUCGACGGAAUCGGGGGAAGACAUACAUUAGCAACCUGUAACCUGGCCCCGUGUUACCUUAAAUGUCCUGGCAGCGCCUGCGAAGCAGUUCCAGAAACCCGUUAAGAAAUGAAAUACAAAGAAAAUUGUAAAUAUUAAGUGCUAACUCAUGCUUAACGUUUCCAAUGCUUUGCUUUGUUACCAAACAGAACGAGCUCGUUAUUGAUUUUGCGUUUAUACCAUCCUGAACUAUUGUACAUAACCUUCGUCGACAUUUUCGCUGAGAUUCGCUUGUUUCCUGGCAGCGUGAGCAAAGCGGCGCCCAAAGGAAUCUGCCGCACUGCCAUUAGAGCUACCAAUUAGGGCCUAGUUAUGUACCAACAAACCAACAAACACCUUAUAUACACAAAAUAUAUAUUUUUUAUAAAUCCUGUUCGAGAACGAGGGAACCCAGCUAACAAACCGAUAAAUACAAAACGAAAAAUACAGUAAGACUUUGUCAAGACUGAGCAGCAGUGGAAAGCAGUGAGAAAAUAGAUUCAAGUCGCGGGGCCCUUUCGCCUGUAAUAUAGAAAAUAUUCAAAGAACCGCCACAACCAGAUCAUUCACAGAGAAGAGAAUUAAACGUUUUAGGCAUCAACUAAUAGAUAGGCGUUGAUAAACUCAGGAAAUCGUAACGUAAAAAUAAAAUUAAAAGAAUCGCAAUUUGGUGCGCCGCCUGCUCACGUACAGCUUGCCAUGCCCACGUCGCUAUUGCUGCUGCUGUGCCUCCUAAGCUUAAUAUAUUCCAAGCCCUUCUCCCAUAAGUAUACACCCAUAUCGAUGGAAGAGCAUCUUUCUGUAAACUUAAGUUACAAAUGUUUGAAAUUGUUUAUGUGAAACUCUCGACCCUGGCAUUCAACCAGCAUUGGUUGCAUGUUCAUCCUCACGCAUGCCUAUUAUUUUUGUUAUUUCAUCUAUCCAUAUCCAUAUUUCGCACAUCCAUGUGACCUUCGACUUAUUUUGUUUCUUGUUCUUAUAACCAAAGCUUGUUCUUCCUAUUUUAUUGUAGCCACAAAUAAUAAAGCAAAGUAAACAAAACUAUAUUAUAACUAAAAAGUGUAUGGUAUAUUUAUUAAUGAAUUGUAUACUAUAUUUGCUUACAUUGUAAAUUCUAAGGAACUAAAUGUUUCGUGAACAAACCUAAACCAAUAAUUUUAGUCACUGCACACACAGUUUAGGGUGCUUAUUCCGGGUUAAACAAUAUGUUUAUCAUAAAGUAAUUAAUUUCUCACAUUAAAUGCCAUAAAGCUAAAUGAGUCCUUUAUCAACAUAUACCUGUAAACACAAUCCUCUACCAGAAUGCAAUAGUAGAUUCAACACAACCCAUGAUUCCUCAACCCAUAUUACACACGCCAGCUGAGAGAUUAAAGUAAACAUUAAUUAACGUUUUAAUCAUUUCGAUGUAAGCUAAGAGUAAGCGAGUAAGCUGGUACGACCAGUGCAUGCAAGAUUGUAAUUAGGGUUAUUAUUAUAAGUACAUAUUGUUAUACUUUCGGCCUGCGAAAUUUAUUUUCCUAUUUUAUUUUAAGCCUACUAAAGUUAAUCAUUUCCUGUACGAACACAAUCGAUUUCUUUGGGAAAAAAAUCUAAACAAAAUAUUUUUAGCUGUAUUCGCGUACGUAAAUUUAGUUUUUGAAACCAUUCUAUUCCUGUAAUUAUAAAAUCUGUAAAUAGUUGGUACGUGCGAGUCGAACACAAUAUAUCGCGGUAAUUGAUUAAUGUUUGACUGUGUUCCAAGCUAAGUUUUAGCCGAAAGUUGUUCUCUAAGACAAACCCACAAAACAACCUCCGAAAUGGGGCACUUCCUAAAACCCACGACCUUAGUCCCUGAUCCAAACCAAAAACAACUUACAUUGAACUGAGUUUAAGAUUCAAUUAAAACCGAAGAACACAAAAUCAACAAAAGACUUAAACAAUGCGCAAAACAUAUAAAAAUUAAUUUUACAAAAAUAAAUCCUAUUUUGCUGGCAAACAUAAUUUUGGUUCAAAUUUUUUAAAGAUUUGAAGAUCUAAAACGAUGAACUUUGUGCGAAUUAUGUUAGGCUCAAGUAAGCGAAAAGUGUCUCAGCCAUAAAGUUAAGGGCGACAGCAUUUGUAAUGUGUAUUAAUCAUAAAUGGAUUGGAUCAAAAGAGAUAUAUAGAAAGGCAAUGAGAGAUAAAGGGAGGAAUGAUUUACUUGGGUGUAAUGUUAAAAACAAAAGCGUUGAAAGUGUAAACAGAGUCUAACUUUUAGCUUUAAGCUGCGUUUUUACUGGCACUUUAAAUAAAAAUACAAAAAUAAAACCAAACCGAAAAUAUUUGUAAAAUA
Molecule: messenger RNA, 4860 nt
Organism: Drosophila ficusphila
Lineage: Eukaryota; Metazoa; Arthropoda; Insecta; Diptera; Drosophilidae
Gene: babo
Product: TGF-beta receptor type-1
Exons: 8
Coding region: 387-2495 (702 amino acids)
Biological process (GO): cellular response to growth factor stimulus; nervous system development; protein phosphorylation
Cellular component (GO): activin receptor complex; plasma membrane
Molecular function (GO): ATP binding; activin receptor activity, type I; activin binding
Source: RefSeq, a predicted model, not a curated record